This is a messenger RNA of Bacillus rossius redtenbacheri, 8275 nucleotides long. RefSeq lists its product as uncharacterized. Gene Ontology annotation, molecular function: protein binding. Gene Ontology annotation, biological process: developmental pigmentation. NCBI's taxonomy places the organism in Eukaryota, Metazoa, Arthropoda, Insecta, Phasmatodea, Bacillidae. Gene Ontology annotation, cellular component: cytoplasm. The coding region runs from base 424 to 4071 and encodes 1215 amino acids. The record is from RefSeq and is a predicted model, not a curated record. The transcript is spliced from 9 exons.
GAAACGUUAUGAAACAUCGUAAUCGUUGGCGAAUGUUUACAAACUCCUGUACAAAUAACUUGUUUACCUUCGGUUACGUAUAAUUUUACAGUCUGAUUCGAUCAUUGAGCGAUAUGAUUUGCAAAGCGAUAAAUUUAAUCAGAAUUACAUUAAUAUCCUACGUUUUGUGACUUUUUUCCGAAAGCAAAUUUAAUUAUUCAAUGGCAGUUCAAGUCACAUGUUUGAUGUAGUCUCGUGAUGUGUUUUGCUUGGAAGACCUGAAUCAUAGCGUGUAAGCUGUUCAUGAUGAAGAUAAGAAUCGUCCAAUAUUUGUGAUUUUUGGAAGAUUAAAUUAUUAUUAAAGGUUUUGGAGACUACUUUUGUACUACUUUUUAUCAUCAUAUGACUGUGAUUGUAGCUUAGAGUUUUAAUGUAGUGCCUAAAAUGGCUAAAUCACCAUUUGUUUUGGUAAUUACUGAAGAUCUCACAGCAGUGUCUGCUCCACUGAAGUCAACACAGAGGAUUAAGUACACUUGUUUCGACGUAUCUGAAAACUUUAUAGUUCUUGGAGCGUCUAGUGGUGGACUAUAUGUGUUCCAGAGGAAUCCAUGUGCCUUUUUACAGCUGCUACCAAACAAAGAUGGAGCCAUCACGCAUGUGGCCGUGUCCCCCAACGAGAGGUUCUUUGCGUUUGCGAGCGUGAAGGGAGUGGUGUGCGUGCUGGAGCUGAACGACGGGCCGGGUGCGCGACGGCUGCUGGUGUCGACGGAGCACCUGGAUCGCGAGGUGUCCGUCCUGCUGUGGAACACCCGCAGCGACGAGCUGUUCGCAGGGGACGACGAGGGCCGAGUGUCCGUCGUCACCGUCUCCCUGUUCUCGGCAAAGCCGAUGUUCCCCGUGCCGCCCUUCCAGCUUAUGCAACUGGACUCGAGGGUCGUGCAGAUGGACUGGUUCGCUGAGCUGCUGCUCGUGUCCACGCUGACACGCAGCUACCUCUGCGACACGGUCAAGGAGCAGUACCGGCAGAUUGGCCACAAGCCGCGCGAGGGGGAGUUCGGCGCCUGCUUCCACGCCCCGGUCGGCGGCGUGGAGCCACGCGGGUCAGGGCCGCGCAUCGGUGCCGCGGACAGGAGUGGCUACACCUCCGUGGGGGUCGCCGAGGAGCCGCCCGGCUCCGAGGGCCUGCAGGAUGUGCGGCUGUACUGUGCGCGACCCGGGUCGCGUCUCUGGGAGGUGAACGUCCACGGCACCGUCCUCAGAACCCACCAGUUCAAAGAUGCGCUGGCGAUCCCCCCCGCGCCUGUUGUGAAUCUUGUCGGGUCGGAUGGCCCAGGCAGUCAUACCUCUGCUUCUCCUGAUGAAUCUCGGUCUUGCUCAUGGAACCCACAGUCUUUCAACUUUCCUAGACUUCACAAUGUAUACAAGAACUAUUUGAUGACCUUCCGACAAAGUGGUGUAUAUAUUUUCGAUCCGGAAGUUGCUAGUGUUGUGCUUUGGAGUGAUGCAGUUGAAGAUAUUGUCGAUGCUAAAGUGGUUAAAGAGACAGUGUAUCUUUAUACUUCUUCUGGAGAUGUUCGUGCCUUAACAUUGUUUUCCAUUGAAGACUUUGUGGUGAAGCUAUAUUUUUGGAAGAAAUAUUCACUUUGUGCUGAUCUAUGUUUAGCGCAUAUGGAUCACCUUUUAUCUCAUGUAACAGUGUUACCCAAGUUAUGUAUAUUGUCAGAUUUGGCUAGGAAAGUUGAAGAUUUGGAUUUGGUUGAGAAAAUAUCACCUUUGUUGGAGGCAGUUUCAAAGCUUUAUAAUGACAAAAGAAACUGUGUUAAAUUAGAAUCUGGCAUUGUAAUCAUUGGAAAUCAGUAUUAUCUAGCUAAAGAAGAUGAGAAUCAGUUGCGUCAAAGGUUGGCUACCUUAGUAAAAGAAAAUACAUCAAAGGAAAAAUCUCGUUCGCUAAACACUUCUCCAAAAAUGCUACGUCGUGGUUCUGCUGUCACUGAAUUAGCAAAGCUUAAUAAAAAUGGUAGCACAUCAUCUUUACCAGAACUUUUACAAAACUCAAAUAGUGGAUCCACAAGAACAUUGAGUGAUGAUGAGCACAAUGCUUUCAACUCACCAGAGGCUCGUAAAGUGCUGAAAGAUAUAGGACAAUCCAUGUCAGGGAAACUUGUCAACAGUAAAAAAACUCUAAUAGAAAAAUGGCAAAUACUGGAGAACAAAAUGAAGGGGUUAGGCAGCAACCCUAAUGUAAAACUCAUUGGAAUCAAACCUCAAAACCAUCCAGAAUAUGAUGCAGAUCAAUUGGAUCCUCAGGAUGAAAAUACGGAAGAUAUUGUGUACCAAAAGUGUGUUCAUCGGUUUCCUGUGCUUGAUUUAGAUCCUUUAAUUAAGACGUGCCAGGAGAUUCAAAAUAGCGACAUGAAAAAAAGCACAGAAAAAGGUACCAAAUUCUUUUAUUGUGUAAAAUCAUUGUCUAAUGAGUUUAAAGAAAAAUCAAGACCUUGUGAGAAUGAUUUCAUAUCGUCAAUGUCACCUGAAAUCGGGAAAUGCAGCCACUCAAAAUUAAUAAACAACACCACAUUAAAAAAUUUCCCAUUCUAUCAUUAUUUUCAUGGGGACUCACUUCAACUUGUUUGCAGUACACUGCACAAGUUAUUUCAAUUUCAGUUUGUAAUUGAUUUUGUGCAGACUCUAGAAUGUGAAGAGUUAUUACCUGUGCCAGACCAGUUGUUGAGAAUACACAAGUUGACGGAGCUAGAAUUAGAUGCCAAAAUGUGCCAAUUUUUACAUAGUUAUUCAGACAUCAUAGACUCGAACAUUAUGGUUCAAAAUAUUAAGAGACUGAAUUUGCCUUGUUAUUACAAGUCUUUGGUUGCUCUUUUAGAUAUUUAUCAGAGAGGAAAACAAUUGCAAGUUGAAGAAGUGGAGGAUGAAAAAGGUUUGAUGAUGCAGUUGAGUGUAAUCCUGAUGAUGCUCCGAAUGGACCAGAUUGAAACUUGUUCAAAGAUGGGCGAAGCUUUGGAUCUCAAAGAUGUGUUCUACUUGAUCUUGAGAGUACAAGAAAUGUCAGUAGAAAGUGGGGUGGACGCAAGCAAGGCGAAGAGGGACAGCCACAGAAUGUUUCUGUCAUUUUUGGACAAGUCUGUUGUAUGCGAUGAAGCGGUGUUGUCGGCCUUGAAUGACUCGGAGCUGAGUGCCUUCUUGAUUGCUGCAUAUGAGGAUCUGAACAGUAAUGUGGCAUACAGCUGCCAGUGUGGUUAUCCAGCCCCACAACCACCUGAACCACAGUUCCUUAGCAUUGGCCGCUUAAUACUUGGCCACUUGCUGACUGUUGGUAGCUCCUGCAUCAAAAAAUUUCUUCACAGAAUUCCAGGCAUGUGGUCUUGUUAUCUGGACUUGAAGACGGACAGCCCCGGCUUGUCCGACCUGCCCCUCAUCUUGCACUUGGGCGACGUGUCCUUGCUGGAAGGCGUUCUGCCCCAGACGGCCACGGAGCAGUGGGCGGAUGUGCUUGACAUGUUCGCAAAGUUCAGCUCGGGCCGGUGUCUGAACUGCAAGAAGCCGGCCACGUGGACGGCUCGCGGCGGCGGCAUCUCCUGGUCCCUGCUCGGCUCGCAGGCGGUCAAGCACCUGGGGCCCGGCUCCGCGCUCGAGCACCUCGCCAAGUACGCAGACUGCCUGGGACCGGGCGAGCUGGACGCAAGAUUCUUCCAGAGUUGCAUAUUUUCAGUAAUAGUUGAUAAACAUGCAACAGGCCUGAGGGAUAAAGUUGUGGAUAUGGUUCUGGACACAUCGGGGAAGAAAAAUACGAAGGCAUUAAUGUCACAGGAGGUCGGCCAGGCGCUGGCAGAGGCCCUGCAGCAGGACACGGAGGUGCGGCCCGCCCCCGCGGGACCCCAACGGGGGGACCACCACUGGGGGGUGGGCGUGGACCUCGAGGCAGGGCGCUGCCCCAUCUGCUGGCUGCCGCUGGGCUCCGCGGUGCUCCUGCAGGACGGGGGCCUGGUGGUGUUCCGCUGCGGCCACGCCUGCCACUCCGUGUGCCUGGAGCAGCGCGCCAUCAGCCCGCCCGCCUGCCUGCUGUGCGAUCGCCUCUAGCUCACUCGCAGGUGAAUCCCUUCUGUCAAAGAAACUUAACAUGGAAUGAAGAUGAUGCGACUUGUUCCAGGAGAAAUUAUUUUUAGUUUCUUAAAAGAUUUUUUAUUAUGUAGUUGCUGCCAUAUUUCCUUUACGGUAGCUUCUGGGAAACAGUUACCGUGUUUUAUCGCAUAAUCAUUGCACUGUUAUUUUAAAGUGUCCAAAUGUGGUAAAAAAAUCUCUCAUAAAAAUCGCAGGAUGUUAUUGGUCCCAUUGUUAGAUUCCGAUUGUUUUUUUUAGAUAUUAAACAUGGCCUUGCCAAAAGAUUAUCGUGCAACAGCAAUCAGUUUUCAAAUUCAAGUUACUGUCACAGUGUAUAGUUAUAAUGGGAAAAUACAGUAAUUGCAAUUAAGUACAGUAAAACUCAUUUAAAAUGUAACCGCACAAUACAAUUUCCCAUCCAAUAUGGUUAAAUGUUUUGGUUCUGCUACUUUCUACAUAAGAUAUAUAUUAUUUUUUCCCAUGCAAGAUGUUGCCUAUAACUUCUUUUCCUGUAUAAAAGAUGUAUUUUAAAGUUUAACUUCAUUAUUGGUUAGGAUAUUACUGCUUACUUAUUUAAAUAACAGAAAUAUAAAGUUGUCCGAUGUGUAAAUUUUCUUUUAAAGACUUUUCAAAUGUUUAUCUGUUCGUUGAAGCUGUGUAGCACGUGUAGAAAUGUAACCAGCACUAGUUGAUAUGAUUAAUGUUUGGUUGUGUUGAAUAUCAAUAUUGAUAGCUCGCCGAUUGCAUGCAAUGUGCGCACUCUGUCUCAAACAGAGUAAACUACGUACAUUCAAUAGUCCACACUCUUUCGUGGUUAGUGUGUACUGACUGUAGUUUUGGCUCACAUUCUGUUCACAGUUUUCGUUGUUAUAUUUUAAGGUGAACGAAAUAUGUUUUUGUUGCAUGGCUAAUUAAUUAAAAAUUUUUGGCGUGUUUUCGCAUACUCUGCUUUUUAAUUAUACAUACUUUUCAUGCAACAAUUUUUCUUUUCAUAAAAAAAAUGCUUUUCCAGCAUAAAAGUAGUUUCAAACUUUGUUUUAGCAUAAAAUGUGUGAAGAUUAUGUGAUAAACACGGUACUCAAUACUGUCCAGUUUGUAUUUCAAGAGAAAAUAACUACAGUCUGCGCUCUUUAAUCUGGCAUUCUUUGAUUAGGCACGGUCAGUAAUCCGAGACCGAUUGAGUCACUCUCAUUCAAAUUUUUUCAGAGUGGUUUGGGUGUUUGUAUAUCUUUUUGACCUGUAAUAUCAAAUUACAAAUUGUUUUAAAUAUUAUAGAACUGGAUGUUAAUUUUUCUUUGGUAUUCCAAUUAAAACUAUACGGAAGUUCAAUAAUCUGGCAAAAUCGCAAAUCUGGAACAGCCUUGUUGCGAACGUGUUUGAUUAAAGAGCCUUUACUCUAUCUAACCACAUUUUAUUUUCUCUAUGGCAUGUCUUGAUCUAACUGUGAGUACUCACUGUGUAAUGGGACUUCGUGAAGUGUCUCAUACUGUGUAGUUCAACCUGCAUGAGAUGUGCAAUUUUAUUAAAUACCUAUUCUAAAUUUAAAAAUAAAAUUCUAUUAGUUAAUUAUGUACAUUAUAAGUUUGAGCAGUACACACAAAGAAUGAUGGGAAACUUUAGUUCUGUUAAAGAUUCUAGUCACUUAAUGUCAUGCAAUUAUUUUAAUGACCUUUUUAUAACUGUUACCAGCAAUAAGGUAGUGUUGCAGAUGUAGUUUAGCUAUUGUGGUUAGUUGUAUGUGUUUUGGUUCCAUUCUGUAGAUAUUUAAAUUCAGUAUGCUUAACAUAUGUAAAUGUGACACUAUGAAGUUAGAUGUACCAACUUUUUUUUUCCACUUCAAGAUAAAUCUUUUACAAAUAUUGAACAAGGGUCAAUGACUUAUGGUUAUGAUGGUCAAUGUUACAUCAAGCAGAAAUGUAUUUCUACAUCAAUAUUUCCCAUGCUAUGCACACUGAAUUAUUUUUGACAUUAUCGCAAAUGAACCUUACCUGUUUAGAUGGAUUGUGAAUGUAAAAAAUUAACUAAAUGCUUCCAUUGUUUAGACUGUAACCAUUAAAUAUUUUAGUGUGUCAUUUUUCAUUUCAUAAGCAGGAACAAUAAAAGGGUGAAAACAUUCUACAAUUUUAAAAUAUAAAUGGCAAUGCCAUAUUCAAGAUUUUUUUAAGUGCAGUAUCUAAUGUAUAGGUAAAUCCUCCAAUUGAAAUUGUAUCUAAAAACAUCAAUUUUUCACAAAAUUUUGAUUAGAGAAAAUUUAUUGUAACAACUGUCUUGUUCUUCCACCCCUCUACAAUAUCUUAGUGUUUUGUUUAUUACAUUUACUACACUUUAUUCUCACAAUAGCAGAAAACAUAUUGAUUAAACAGUCCCAUGUUGUGUGCUAGGGACAAGUACCAUAAGUUGAUUUUUAGGUUAGAAUUUUCACUGAUAAUUGAAAAAAUGUUGUGAAUUAUUGAAUACAUACUGGGUCUCUAACAACAAAAAGAAUGCAGUGGCAUCAGUCCAACAUGAUAAAAACCCCUGUUGCAAGAGCCCUUAAUGAUUUUGUUCUGUUUUAGCAGAAAAAAAAAUUAUAUAGCGUGGUUUUGGUAAUAUUAAUGCUAGAUAUUUUAGUAUUGGGUGUUAAUACUGACUUGGCACUAUAACAACUGUUGGAAUGCUGUAUAUUGGAUUGUUUUUAUUUCUGUUGAAAAUUAGUGUGGUAUGUGAAAUGAUUAAAGUGAUCUUGCUAGCACAGUUAUUAAAAAUGGGCAUAUGUAAGAACAAUAUAUUAGCUUGAGGAUUAUUAUUCCAAUAAUAUGUAGAACAGUUAAACUUAAUGUAUAUGUUCACAUUUUCAAUGACUUGAGCAACACAACCAUGGAGCAAGAGGUCUAAAGUACUCCCCCCCUCCCCUGAAAUUGGUCCAGUGGUGCAGUGAAGGUAAAAAAAAUAGUUGAAAACAGUAUAGGGACUUGGGAGUCUUAUUUCAAAGGUUUCAAAGAUGGUUGGGAUACAUUGAUACCAGAAGUUCUGCUACAAUUUGACCAUUUUGUCCAACAAGGUAAAAAUUUGCUAACUUCUGCAAACUUGCUACCAUUUCUCUCCUUCCUAAAUCAUUUAACGAUUCAUGCUCCACCCUUAUAAAAAAAAUGGCUUGCUGCCCAUGUACCAUAAUAUCUAUGACCUAUCAUGUUUCUUCCUAUAUGGCUUUGACAGCAUAGGCCUGUGGGCUCUUCAAGCCCAUAAAUUUGGAAAUCUUCCCAUGUUUUGUCUUUCUUUUGCCUAUCUACGUGGCAUGGUUAUAGACAGUUUUUUUUAAUCAUAGUACUGGUAUUCUGAAGUCUGAUUCUCAAAAUGUCCUUUAAUAUCACUAGGGAUGGGCCAAUCAAAUCCUUAAAUACCAUCAGAUCCUUAGUAAUCGAAGGAUUCAAUAUUCGAGAAAAAAGAUUUGAAGAAAAAUGUUAGAGGAAAUAAAGUAAAUUAAAAAAAAAAGCACUGAUAACUUCUGAAAUUUACUAGGUAAUUUUUUUUCCCUUACCUAUACUGUUCCCAUUUCCCAAGAUGUUAAACAUGUAAUUAUAUAAAUAAAAUUACAAUAUGAUUUGAUUCUGGAAACUUAGUUCAUGAAUAAAUCAUUUAAAAGGUUAUGUAUGUUUAAACAUCAUAACUGGUAUGUUUUAUUUCUUAUAUAUAAUUUAAUUUUGAGACCUAGAUUUGGAUUCAAGAAUAAUUUUUUUAACUUCUCUUUGGGAUUCGAAUUCGAGAUUUGGAUUCCAUAAAAUUGGGAUUUGACCCAUGACUAAGUAUUACCCUUCAUUGGGUAUGUGAACUUAUGUGAACUGAAUCAUUAAAUUCCCAGUAAAAUUAAUAAGCAUAUCUGUUUAAAAGUAGCCAUCAUAUAUGUGUUGAAAGUCUUUGUGCUUCCUGUUUUGCCCAGUAUUUUUCCUGUUGUAUCGUGUUAUAUGACAUUUACUUUGCAAUGAAUCAACUGUGUGUAUUGCGUUAAGACUACCAAAGAUAAAAAUCAAAAUGUAAGAACUAAUAACAGAGGACAUAUACUAAUGUUAGAUAAUGUAUAUUUAAUAUUUUGUUAGAAGAAUACUUGUUAAAGUUAUAAAUUUAUUGAGUGUUAUAUUUGUAAUUUAAAACUGAUUUGUAUGAAAUUUAUGUGUGAAUAAACUUUUGACAGUUUUUACAUUGCAUU